Messenger RNA from Psammomys obesus (fat sand rat), 1525 nucleotides. It is a transcript of the gene Rapsn, whose product is annotated as receptor associated protein of the synapse. The transcript is spliced from 8 exons. Gene Ontology annotation, biological process: chemical synaptic transmission. Gene Ontology annotation, molecular function: acetylcholine receptor binding; protein-membrane adaptor activity. The coding region runs from base 83 to 1321 and encodes 412 amino acids. The record is from RefSeq and is a predicted model, not a curated record. Gene Ontology annotation, cellular component: synapse. Lineage: Eukaryota; Metazoa; Chordata; Mammalia; Rodentia; Muridae.
GGCACUGUGGGUCCAGCACCAUGAGGGUCUAGAGACACCUAGCCAAGCACAGUCUUUCCCUGAGUGGCCAGGCUGUGGGAGGAUGGGGCAGGACCAGACAAAGCAACAGAUCGAAAAAGGACUGCAGCUGUACCAGUCUAACCAGACAGAGAAGGCACUGCAGCUGUGGAUGAAGGUGCUGGAGAAGGGCUCUGAUCUCGUGGGCCGCUUCCGGGUGCUGGGCUGUCUGGUAACAGCACACUCAGAGAUGGGCCGCUACAAAGAGAUGCUAAAGUUUGCUGUGGUCCAGAUUGACACCGCCCGGGAGCUGGAGGAUGCCGAUUUCCUGCUUGAAAGCUACCUGAACCUGGCGCGCAGCAAUGAGAAGCUGUGUGAGUUCCAUAAGACCAUCUCCUACUGCAAGACCUGCCUCGGCCUGCCUGGCACCAGGGCUGGUGCCCAGCUUGGGGGGCAGGUCAGCCUGAGCAUGGGCAAUGCUUUCCUGGGCCUCAGCCUCUUCCAGAAGGCCCUCGAGAGCUUUGAGAAGGCCCUGCGCUAUGCCCACAACAACGACGACACGAUGCUGGAGUGCCGUGUCUGCUGCAGCCUGGGCAGCUUCUAUGCCCAGGUCAAGGACUAUGAGAAAGCCCUGUUCUUUCCCUGCAAGGCUGCAGAGCUUGUCAACGACUAUGGCAAAGGCUGGAGCCUCAAGUAUCGGGCCAUGAGCCAGUACCACAUGGCUGUGGCUUACCGCCUGCUGGGUCACCUGGGCAGCGCCAUGGAGUGUUGUGAGGAGUCCAUGAAGAUCGCUCUGCAGCAUGGGGACCGACCGCUGCAGGCACUCUGUCUGCUCUGCUUUGCUGAUAUCCACCGGAGCCGUGGGGACCUGGAGACAGCCUUCCCUAGGUACGACUCUGCCAUGAGCAUCAUGACCGAGAUCGGAAACCGCCUGGGGCAGGUGCACGUGCUGCUAGGCGUGGCCAAGUGUUGGAUGGCCAGGAAGGUGCUGGACAAGGCUUUGGAUGCCAUUGAGAAAGCCCAGGACCUGGCUGAAGAGGUGGGAAAUAAGCUGAGCCAGCUCAAACUGCACUGCCUGAGCGAGGGCAUCUACCGCAGCAAAGGGCUGCAGCGUGAGCUGCGCACGCACGUGGUGAGGUUUCACGAGUGUGUGGAGGACACGGAGCUCUACUGUGGCCUGUGUGGCGAGUCCAUCGGGGAGAAGAACAGCCGUCUCCAGGCCCUGCCCUGCUCCCACAUCUUUCAUCUCAGGUGCCUGCAGAACAAUGGUACUCGGAGUUGCCCCAACUGCCGCCGCUCCUCCAUGAAGCCAGGCUUCGUGUGACCCCAGUGGCCAUCUUGGGAUUCCGCGCAACCUCCCUUGGCUCCUUCUCCAUCAUCACGCUGGAGGCCCUGGUAAAAUCCUAGGGUAGCUGCCUGGGCCUCCAUGGCCAUCUCCGGGCCUAGGGCCUGCCUGCUGCCCCUCUGGGGCUGGCUCCCCUCCCCGGCCUCUUUGUACUUUGUUCUUUACAGAAAAAUAAAAUGUUUG